This is a messenger RNA of Marmota monax (woodchuck), 2085 nucleotides long. It is a transcript of the gene Phyhipl, whose product is annotated as phytanoyl-CoA 2-hydroxylase interacting protein like. Gene Ontology annotation, molecular function: protein binding. Gene Ontology annotation, cellular component: cytoplasm. The transcript is spliced from 5 exons. Bases 244 to 1374 code for a protein of 376 amino acids. The record is from RefSeq and is a predicted model, not a curated record. NCBI's taxonomy places the organism in Eukaryota, Metazoa, Chordata, Mammalia, Rodentia, Sciuridae.
CUCCCGCCCUCGCGCCGGGUCCCGCUCAGUCUGUCAGCCGCACACUCCCUAGAGCUCCUGCCAGGGCCGUCGCCUCGGCCGCGGCUCUCCAGCCCGGCGGCUCAGCCUUGGCCUCUCGGCGCCCUGUCUCAGAUCUCCUCCCGCUUCACCACUACCCUUCCUUUCCCGCCCUUCUGACCCACCCACCCCACUGAGAGAGAGCCUGGAUACGAAGCAGGCGGGCUUGAGAAGGGGGUUGGAAAAAUGGAGGUGCCGCGCCUGGAUCAUGCCCUCAACAGCCCCACCAGCCCCUGUGAGGAGGUGAUCAAAAACCUUAGCCUGGAGGCCAUUCAGCUGUGCGACCGGGACGGUAACAAAUCACAAGACAGUGGCAUAGCAGAGAUGGAAGAGCUUCCUGUACCACAUAACAUCAAAAUAAGCAAUAUCACAUGUGACUCAUUCAAGAUUUCAUGGGAAAUGGAUUCAAAAUCCAAAGACCGAAUUACACACUAUUUCAUUGACCUCAACAAGAAAGAGAACAAGAACUCUAAUAAAUUUAAACAUAAGGAUGUUCCAACAAAAUUGGUGGCAAAAGCUGUUCCCUUGCCAAUGACUGUCCGUGGACACUGGUUUCUGAGCCCAAGAACUGAAUAUACGGUAGCAGUGCAGACUGCCUCAAAACAAGUUGAUGGUGAUUAUGUUGUAUCUGAAUGGAGUGAAAUUAUAGAAUUCUGCACAGCAGACUAUUCAAAAGUUCAUCUAACACAACUGUUGGAGAAGGCUGAAGUGAUUGCAGGACGUAUGCUUAAAUUUUCUGUUUUUUAUCGUAACCAGCACAAAGAAUAUUUUGACUAUGUUCGGGAACACCAUGGGAAUGCUAUGCAGCCCUCUGUCAAGGAUAACAGUGGUAGCCAUGGCUCUCCUAUCAGUGGAAAAUUAGAAGGCAUCUUCUUCAGCUGCAGCACUGAAUUCAAUACUGGGAAGCCACCCCAGGAUUCACCUUAUGGAAGAUACAGGUUUGAGAUUGCAGCGGAAAAACUUUUUAACCCCAACACUAACCUAUACUUUGGGGACUUCUACUGUAUGUACACUGCUUAUCAUUAUGUGAUUCUUGUUAUUGCCCCUGUGGGAUCACCAGGAGAUGAAUUUUGUAAGCUGCGCCUUCCGCAACUCAAUUCCAAGGAUAAUAAAUUUUUGACCUGUACAGAAGAAGAUGGGGUGCUGGUUUACCACCACGCCCAGGAUGUCAUUUUAGAAGUCAUUUUUACUGACCCUGUGGAUCUUUCUCUGGGCACCGUGGCAGAGAUCACUGGUCAUCAGCUCAUGAGUUUGUCUACCGCAAAUGCAAAGAAAGAUCCCAGCUGCAAAACCUGUAAUAUCAGUGUUGGACGUUAAUGACCACUUUUCUUAUUCUUACUCAGCCCCUUUUCUUCCCUUAGGACCAUUCUCUGUUAUCCAUUUAUCAUCAGAUGUUUUCCACUGAAGCAUGCACAUGCCGCUAUCACCAAAAGUAAACUACCACUUUUCAAAUUUCAUUCAGAGCUGUUUUAGUGUUUCCUAUUCCCCACCUUUCCCACUACUUUCAAUGAUGUUUUCCUUCUGACACUUUGCCUAGAUGCUGCAAUGUUUUUAUUUUUACUUUAUGCCAAACAUAACAAAACAAUUAUAGACCGCUUUAGCAAAAUACAAAAUAAUGGCUUAUAAAUGGUGUUUAAAUGUGCAUUCAUUUUAAUCUACUGAACAAAUAUUGGGAUAACUCCAAACUGCAUGAAAGGGUGUAAUUGCAGCAUGAGUUAAAUCUUGAAGCCUAGAAUUGUCAGCACUUCCAACUUGUUGUUUGACAGUGUUAUUUAUGUUAUUUAUAUUAGCUAACAGGAAACAACUACUGUGUUUCAACAUAAUAAAUAUAAUAGAAAAAUAUUUUAUUUGUAUUGUUGUAUAAAAUAUUUACAAUCAUAUAGAAUAUAUAGUUACAUUUUAAUAGCAAUUGUAUACAUGUCACGAAACCAUUUCCCUUAUCAAAGAUGUAAUUUGUAAACCUCAAAUAGUUGUGUAUUUGUCCUGUUCCAAGUAGAUGACUUCAAUUAAACAAAUUUAUGAAGGACA